GGCCGAUCGUUGAGCCGCAGUCGCCAGGAUGGGCGUGUUUCAAACGAAGAAGUUCCGCUCGAGCGCGCAGAACAACACCGUCGCCGCCAAAUACCGAAGCGCCCUCGCCCGCCGACCUUUCGCCCUCUUCGGUCUACCGUUCAUCGCCACGAUGCUUUUGGGCAGCUUCUUCCUCACGCCAGCGACAGCACUGCGAUACGAGCGACACGACCGAAAAGUACGACAAGUGACAAAAGAUGAAGAGUUGGGCAUAGGGAAGGACAGGAGGAAAAUCGACUUGGCGGAGGAGUACUAUAAACUUUCAGCAAAGGACCUGGACAGUUGGGAGCAGAAGCGAGUGAAGAGAUUGCCUGGCGAACACGACGGAGUGAUGUGAACGUGUGAGAGAAAUCUACUGGACCCGCAGACUCAUUGAACAAUGGCCAGCAGGGUCACCGGUGACGACUGCUUCAACCAGGAUGAAUCACCAUAAGAGGAGAGCUCACAGCACGGAGUCGUUCGG
Messenger RNA from Zymoseptoria tritici IPO323, 502 nucleotides. RefSeq lists its product as uncharacterized. NCBI's taxonomy places the organism in Eukaryota, Fungi, Ascomycota, Dothideomycetes, Mycosphaerellales, Mycosphaerellaceae. Gene Ontology annotation, biological process: mitochondrial respiratory chain complex IV assembly. Gene Ontology annotation, cellular component: mitochondrial inner membrane. The record is from RefSeq and is a predicted model, not a curated record. The coding region runs from base 29 to 376 and encodes 115 amino acids. The transcript is spliced from 2 exons.